AUGGCGGCCGAGGAUCUGAAGAAGAUGAUCAUGCUCAAGUCCUCUGACGGGGAGGAGUUCAAGGUGGAGGAGGCGGUGGUGAUGGAGUCGCAGACGAUCCGCCACAUGAUCGAGGACAAGUGCGCCGACAACGGGAUCCUGCUCCCCAACGUCAACUCCAAGAUCCUCUCCAAGGUAAUUGAGUACUGCAACAAGCACGCCCAGGCGGCCAAGCCCGUGGCCGAUGGUGCAGCAGACGGCGCUUCUGCCCUGUCCCCCGCGGAGGACCUCAAGAACUGGGACGCCGAGUUCAUUAAGGUCGACCACGCCACCCUCUUCGACCUCAGCCUCGCCGCCAACUACCUCAACAUCGAGGAGCUUCUGCACCUCACCUGCCAGACCAUCGCCGACAUGAUCAAGGGCAAGACUCCGGAGGAGAUCCGCAGGACCUUCAACAUCAAGAACGACUUCACCGCUGAGGAGGAAGAGGAGAUCCGCAGGGAGUACCAGUGGGCCUUUGAGUAA
Molecule: messenger RNA, 504 nt
Organism: Lolium rigidum
Lineage: Eukaryota; Viridiplantae; Streptophyta; Magnoliopsida; Poales; Poaceae
Product: SKP1-like protein 1
Exons: 1
Coding region: 1-504 (167 amino acids)
Biological process (GO): SCF-dependent proteasomal ubiquitin-dependent protein catabolic process
Cellular component (GO): cytoplasm; nucleus
Molecular function (GO): cullin family protein binding
Source: RefSeq, a predicted model, not a curated record